Molecule: messenger RNA, 1404 nt
Organism: Penicillium malachiteum
Lineage: Eukaryota; Fungi; Ascomycota; Eurotiomycetes; Eurotiales; Aspergillaceae
Product: Proline dehydrogenase
Exons: 2
Coding region: 1-1404 (467 amino acids)
Cellular component (GO): mitochondrion
Molecular function (GO): proline dehydrogenase activity; FAD binding
Source: RefSeq, a predicted model, not a curated record
AUGAUAGUAUCUCCUCCUACCUCUCUCCCUCGUACUCUGAUCCCCCGCCUUCUCUCAGUCCAAAAGGCAAUUUCCCGGCGGCACCAUUCGACGAAGCAUGGUUUCCACGAUCUGGCUGUUGCCCCGCCAGUCAAGGCCCCGAUAGAGGUCUCGUCUAUGGCAAGACUACCAACAAAGCUUCUACUACGAUCUUUGAUCUUGACAUCUUUGAUGACCUCAAAGAUAUUCUUGAAACCUGCACUUGCUACAUUGAAUGUUCUCAGCAAGUCAGAUUCCGCUAUCCUGAACGCCGAUCGAAACCCUAUCUUAAACAAGCUUCUUCGAUGGACGGUCUAUAAUCAUUUUUGUGCGGGAACAAACCGACAGGAAGUUUCAAAAACUGUCGCUCAGAUUAAGAGUAUCGGAUACCAAGGUGUUAUCUUGGGAUAUUCAAGGGAGAUCGUUCUCGAUGCGGAGGAGCAACUAGCUCUUGAUGAGUCGGGUACCACCACCUACAGCGAUAAAUGUUAUGAGACAGUGGAGGAAUGGAAAAAUGGCACUCUUGAGACAUUGCGAAUGGUUGGGGCUGGGGACCUUCUUGCCGUGAAACUCACAGGUGCGGGUCCGAUCUCCGUUGACGCUAUGGCCGCAAAGAAGCCCAUGCCGGAAGUUAUGGUGAAAGCUAUGGAUGAGAUUUGCCUUGCAACAAAGCAACAGGGUUCUCGUAUCUGGUUAGACGCGGAGCAGCAAGUGUUGCAGACUGGUUUGGACAACUGGGCUAUCGAGAUCAUGCGCAGACACAACAAAAAAUUGGAGGCCCCCUUGGUUUACAACACCAUCCAGGGUUAUCUCAAAGCCUCCAAGGAGAACCUUGACCGACACAUCAAGCUUGCUGCGCAGGAAGGAUGGGCUCUGGGAAUCAAGUUGGUUCGAGGUGCAUACAUCGAGCACGAGACACGCUCUCUUAUCCACAACACGAAGGAAGAAACCGACGACUCCUAUGACUUGAUCGCUGAUACUAUGCUUUGCCGACGUAUGCCAGAGGAUGUGAAGGAUUUGAAGUUCCCCAACGCUGCACUAUUCCUGGCUACACAUAAUGCUGCUAGUGCUGCUAAAGCGAUUGCAACCCACCAGGAUCGACUUCUCUCACAGAAGCCUACUGUUCUUUUGGAAUGUGGACAGAUUCAAGGCAUGGCAGAUGAGCUGAGUUGUGAACUCGUGCAGAAUUAUGAACGGGCUAUGGAACAGUCUUCGGCUGCGAAUGUGUCUGUGCCAAAGGCCUUCAAGUGCAUGGCGUGGGGUUCGGUAGCAGAGUGUAUGCAGUAUCUUCAUCGUCGCGCGAUUGAAAAUAAGGGUGCUGUGGAACGGACACAGCAUAUGGUAGAUGCAUUGAGAACUGAGCUGUGGCGUAGAAUGUUUGGUUAA